AUGGCUGUUGGCGAAGGUUCGACACCACCACCACCCACAGGGAAGACAAUUGAUGUGUCGUCACCAUAUUUUCUCACCUCUGGUGAUCACCCUGGAUUAAACUUCAUUGGAGAGAAUCUUCUCCAUGAUGUGGUGACAGUUUUAGGAUUGUUGGCUCAUUCAAAUAUUGUUAGUCUCUUGGGAUACUGCAAUGAUAAAGAACACAGAUACUUUCUUGUUUAUGAGUACGUGCAGAACCAGAAAUUAGGUAACUUUUUAUUCCGAGAUGUUAUGCAACAACUUUCAUGGGGAACACGGCUUAUGAUAAUGAUAGGAGUAGCAAAUGGACUCGCUUAUAUGCAUAUGUCAAAACAUCAACUCAUACAUGGUUUUCUUAAAAGUCGUAGUAUAUUAAUCGAUCAGGAUUUUAAUGCAAAACUGGGGAGUUUUGAGAUGGCAAGAUUUUGCAAUGAUAUAGGGAAUAUAGAUGGUGAAUUGAGCAUGAAGACUGACAUUUAUAGUUUUGGAGUGAUUUUGUUGGAAAUCUUAACAGGCCAACGAGCACUGGAUUCGAAACGCCCACCUUAUCAGUUUGAUUUGGUAAAAUGGAUAACUCCAUUCUUAGCAGACAGAAGCGAGCUGAAGAAAAUAAUAGAUCCACGUCUUGAACAAAACUUCCCCCUGGAACGUGCUUUUGAAUGUGCUGCACUGGCUUUAAGAUGUUUAGCUAAGGAUCCUAAGGAUAGACCUACAAGUGAAGAAGUUUUGUGGGGCUUGGAACAAAUAUAUGUUGUAAACAAAUAA
Lactuca virosa is the source of this 783-nucleotide messenger RNA. The record is from the annotation of a GenBank genome assembly. NCBI's taxonomy places the organism in Eukaryota, Viridiplantae, Streptophyta, Magnoliopsida, Asterales, Asteraceae.